Phyllopteryx taeniolatus (common seadragon) is the source of this 4415-nucleotide messenger RNA. RefSeq names its product solute carrier family 35 member F5-like. The transcript is spliced from 16 exons. Gene Ontology annotation, biological process: regulation of peptide transport. The record is from RefSeq and is a predicted model, not a curated record. Gene Ontology annotation, cellular component: membrane. The coding region runs from base 187 to 1761 and encodes 524 amino acids. Lineage: Eukaryota; Metazoa; Chordata; Actinopteri; Syngnathiformes; Syngnathidae.
UGUUGGUCGACUUGACACGUCGAAAAAUGGCGGCGAUAAUCACCCAAGCAAGGAAUUCAGAUAUCUCCAAACUUCAGUUUUAACUUACCCAGUGGCAGAGGACUUUUCCAUAUUUUAAUCUCCAGUGAAACAAUUUUUGCUUUCCCAUCGUGUCUGAAAGGGAGAAGGCAUCGUUUAACCAUCCCGAUGGAGUGCAUGUUCAUCAUGAACCGGAUGGGCUCUCCGGGUAGCUCAGCUGCAGCCCAGCGAAGGCGAAUGGCCCUGGGGGUGGUUAUACUCCUGCUGGUGGACGUCAUCUGGGUGGCCUCCUCUGAGCUGACAUCAUAUAUUUUCCGGCGACAGGACUACAACAAGCCCUUCUUCAGCACCUUCACCAAGACAUCCAUGUUUGUGCUUUACUUGCUGGGGUUCCUGCUGUGGCGUCCCUGGAGGCAACAGUGUACCGGCUCGCUCAAACGCCGACACGCUUCACUUUUUGCUGAUGCAGAAGCCUACUUUGCUCCCUGCACCAAUGACACCACUGUGAACAACUGUUUGAGUGAACCACUGUACGUGCCCGUCAAGUUUCGGGACGUACCCGCCGAUCUCUCCAACUGUUUAAUCGAAACAGACUGUGAAUCUUCAGCUUCUAAAAAGCAGCGGGUGCGUUUUAGCAACAUCAUGGAGGUGCGUCAGCUGCCCUCCACGCAAGCCCUGGAGGCCAAACUGUCCCGGAUGUCCUACCCGGCCGCCAAGGACCACGAGGCCAUGUUGGGCACGGUGGGCAAGCUUACCAUCACCGACGUGGCCAAGAUCAGCUUCUUUUUCUGCUUUGUGUGGUUCCUCGCCAACCUGUCUUAUCAGGAAGCUCUCUCCGACACACAAGUGGCCAUUGUCAACAUUUUGUCGUCCACGUCAGGCCUGUUCACACUCAUCUUGGCUGCUAUAUUUCCCAGCAACAGCAGCGACCGCUUCACAUUGUCCAAGUUGUUAGCAGUGGCACUGAGUAUGGGAGGUGUUGCCCUGGUGAGCCUCUCCAGCAUGGACCGGCCUGAUGAGAAGGGCACCAUAGGUACCUUGUGGUCCCUAGCUGGGGCCAUUUUGUACGCCAUCUACAUCGUGAUGAUCAAGAGACGGGUGGAUCGGGAGGAUAAGCUCGACAUUCCUAUGUUCUUUGGGUUUGUAGGCCUGUUCAACCUUCUGCUGCUGUGGCCGGGCUUCCUCCUCCUUCACUACACAGGCUUUGAGGCCUUUGAGCUUCCCAGCCAGCUGGUGUGGACCUACAUCCUCAUCAACGGCCUCAUCGGGACAGUUCUCUCAGAGUUCCUCUGGCUGUGGGGCUGCUUCCUCACGUCGUCACUCAUUGGGACCCUGGCCCUGAGCCUCACCAUACCGCUCUCUAUGUUGGCAGAUAUUUUCAUGCAGAAGGUGCGUUUCUCAUGGCUGUUUUUUGCAGGGGCGGUGCCCGUCUUCCUCUCCUUUUUCAUCGCCACGCUGUUAUGCCACUACAACAACUGGGACCCAGUCAUGGUGGGUCUGAGGAGACUGUACGCCUUCGUUUUUAGAAGACAUCGCAUUCAGAGCAUCACUGGGCUUCAUCUUGUCAACUCAAACGCAACCGGAUACCCUGGUUACCAUGGCGACAACAACACUAAUGGAUCGCGCCGUGUGUUCAUAAGAAGAAAAUGGGGAAAAAACGUGUGUUGGUGGUCACCGGUGCUCGGGAGAGGACGUUCGUUUAAGACUUCUGAAUCUACUCCCCGAGGACAACGAGCUGUGUGAAAGCCUUAUACCUUUACACACCGUCUCCCUAAACCAAGGAAGCCUGUGCUCAUGAUCUACAGUCAAGUGGCAAACAUUUAGUAGCAGUCAGAGACAAUGAUCCACCCAGUGCCUACCAUUUGAAUGUUCAACUUGCUUCAGUGAGGCAGAGUUACUCCUUUUUUUUUUUUUUUUUUUUAAAUCGUGUGGCUAAAAUCUGACCGCGGCUCAAGAAGCUGGACGUGACCGGUCCUUCUUCUUAUUAUAGACAACAGGGAGUGACAGGCAAUACUGACUGAUGAUGUCACGUGACCAAAUGAAGAGGUACGUUUAAAGUUGACUGGAGCGCCAGCAGAGGAAUAAACCAGGAGUCCUUGUGCAUUCUUACCCAUUUUGCACUUCCUCACUUUUUUGCCUUUUGUUUGAUUGCCUUUUUCACCUAUGAGGUAGCAAGCGGACAGUCUGUUUGCAAAUAUAUACUUUUAUUCGUGAAGCUUCCGGUUUGAAAGAAUAUCACAACACUAUGUUUAACCUCUGGUUCCAUUGUGGCUCAAACUGACCCAUUUUUUUAGUUAAAGAAAGAUGUAGUUUUUCAGUUUGAAACUUCAGUUUAAUCAGGGUGCUCAACAAAUAUAGUAUACCUAAUGGUUAUUAAUGGGGUUAAUAAUAAGGUCUAAUCAAUGAUCAUUGGGAUUUCAGGCACUUUUGGAUCAUGAAACACGCCCUGGGUCAAAUGGACCCAUUUUACGGUUAAAAAAAUGUUUUUUAGCAUUCACCUUCUGCUUGGCUUAAUAAGUGUAAUCAACAUAUCAUUAUUAAUCAGAUUAGAUUUAAAAAAGAGGGAAAAAAUCAUACCUGAUUCUUUGAUCAUUAAACAUGCGGGGGUCAAAUACAAAUUUUGUAUUUUUCAGUAUGACACAUCUGCUUAGCUUAAGUAUAAACAUAUUCCAUACAUUUUUAAUAAUGUUUAUUGGGAUUUUGUGGUGACAUUUUUUGAUCAUUAAAUGUGCUCUGGGUCAAAUUGACUCAUUUUAGAGGACUUUAAAAUAUUCCAGUGUUAAAUUUAACGUAAUAAAAGUAUACCAAAGUGGUUAAUAAUGAUAUCAAAACAGUAUUUAUGAUUAAACACGCCAUUGGUAAAAUUAGAACAGGGACAUUAUUACAUUGAGAAAAGAACACAACAGGAAGGUUAAACAGAUCAGAUUGUUCAGGAUCAGGGACCCCAAACAAACUGUGACAUUUGGAACCUAUUUAAGGGUGCAGGAAUUCUAGAGGAUAAUAAAUGCAACAAGGUGAUGCGUUCAAGUGACUCAGCUUGGCCAGUACUAGAUCACCUAACUUAACUGUCAAACCGCUUGCCUGUGUGAUUUAAGCCUCCAGUUAUGUUUUUGUAUGGUCGCGUUUCAGAAUUCAUUUCUGCCAAAAAUGGCAGAAAUGAAUUCCAUAUAAAAAUUGUCUAUCACAUUAUUAACUCCAUUACUAAUCUUUUCAAUCAACAUUUAGUUACAUUCGCUUCUCAGGAACAGCAAUAAUGACCCUGGGUUUGACCUGGGGUAUCUUUAGUGAUCCAAAAAGUGUCAGAAAUAAAAAAAAAAAAAACAUCCCAAUAUUUUGUACGUCACAUUACUAACUCUGUGAUUGGCUGACGACCAGUUCAGGUUGUACCCCGCCUCUCGCCCGAAGAUAGCUGGGAUAGGCUCCAGCACGCCUGCGACGGUAGUGAGGAGAAGCGGUACAGAAAAAUGAAUGAACAUUGCUAACUCCAUUACAGAUGAUUUCAGUCAACCUUUCCUCUCAAUGGAUUGUUGAUUAAUCCUUCAGUUAUAACAAUGUUCCUGGGUCAACUUGAACCAGAUUGUGUUGAAUGUUAAUAGGGUCAGAAAUGAAUAAAAUCUCCAUUAAUACUGUUGUUUUCAAGAAGUUUCAGCGAGAAAAACUACAUUUUACUUGCGUUUCUUUAACUUUUAAAUGAGUCAGUUUGACCCGCUACUGUACAUAAUAGGAGGGGAAGGACUAAGAAGAACUGUUAGUAGCACUGCCGUUAUAAGAUACGCAGCCUGUUUUCGGAAUGGGCGUUAAACGUGAAGUAUUUUUGAUGACAUCCAGCCGACCACUACACUUUUCCUGUUGUUAUAUUUUAUGUGCCGGUGAAAUUUAUGACUUCCACAUCGAGCCAAAUCUUUUUUUUUUCUUUCUUCCGCACAUUUGGAGCUUGUCAUUUCCCGGUAAGAAGAAAAACAUUUUUUAACUUGUCAGAUGUUGCUGUUAUUGUGCUCGCUAACUGGAGAACGCAAGAACCUGCCAGCCUUGGAAAAUGAACAGGUUCAGCACUUUAAAGACAAUAUGUCAGUUCUUUUACAGUAUUUUAUAUAUGUAUGUACUGUAUACUGUAGUGUUGUUUCUUUAGCUUCAAAAGGGUUCUUUCUAUUGCUCGGUUUGUGUGAACUAUAAAAUUAAGAAAAUGCUAUAUCUUUAUUAAUGUUCUUUGAAUGUUUGUUCACAGUUGCUUUGUUUCCCGUCUCAGGUACUUUGUCUUGAUUGUUGGAAAAAAAUCAUUUGUGUGGCUUUUAAAUGUCAACCAUUUACUUUGGUCAUCUCCUUGUCUAAUAAGCUUUUAGAUUUGACAGAUUCUCUUUCCUGGUUUCAGUACACUAUUAAAGACAUACCUUUUUAAA